Loa loa (African eye worm) is the source of this 243-nucleotide messenger RNA. RefSeq lists its product as hypothetical. Bases 1 to 243 code for a protein of 80 amino acids. The transcript is spliced from 2 exons. The record is from RefSeq and is a predicted model, not a curated record. NCBI's taxonomy places the organism in Eukaryota, Metazoa, Nematoda, Chromadorea, Rhabditida, Onchocercidae.
AUGGUUGUUGGUGAAAUAAAGGAACGUUUGUAUAUAUCUGAACCAAAUGGCGCUUUUGCUAUCGAAUGUUCCAAUGCGCGAUCAUUGCGCUUCCUAUUAAUUAAGCUAUUAACGAUUUCAUCAUUCCUACAAUCGACUACAACGAAUAUUUCUAAUGCUAUACAUUAUUUGCAAAAAGAAAUCUCGAAAAUAAAUGAAACAAUUAAUUCGGAUUAUCAGUUAUUAUCAAAUACAAUAUUUUAG